Cuscuta campestris is the source of this 2020-nucleotide messenger RNA. The record is from the annotation of a GenBank genome assembly. NCBI's taxonomy places the organism in Eukaryota, Viridiplantae, Streptophyta, Magnoliopsida, Solanales, Convolvulaceae.
CUUACUAUUUUUAUUCUCUUGUGUUCCUUCGUAACCCUAGCAGCCGCCAACCUCUCCUCUUCGUUCUCUACAGCCGGAAGAAAGGAAAAGAUGGAAUUUCAUUCGCAAAUCGUUUCGGAAGAAAGGAUACGGCGUUUUACCGAGCAUCGUGUUCGUAUGAUUUAUAUAGAGUUUAAAUUACUUCCGAAGGUAAAGCCUCUUUGAAAUUUAUGCUUAUUUCUUCCGGGCUGUUUUAUUCCCGUUCAAGUAUUAUUGCCAAUGCUAACUAUUUCUAUUUUUCUAUUGCAAGGAUUCGAUUUUUAUCCAAAUAAACGAAGAACGGGGACUAUCAAUGUUCUGAUUGUUAACCUGCACCCAGAACAUGAUUUAUGAUGAUUUUUGUUUUUUAAUGGUUCCUUCAUCAAUUCUCUACUAACUAAUAUGAACCAUUAACUUUAGAGGUUCAUGCCAAAGUCUGGAUCGUAUGAAUGAACCAUAUGCUUUGGACCCAUCAAGUUCUAAUUUUUAAUUUGAUUUUUAGGAAAAAAAGAGACUGCUUUUUGCUUUCACUGAUGCUUCUUUUUCUUCUCUGUAUCACAGAUUGAAUCAUAUCACAAUCAAAGGAAAGAAGAACAGAGUACCAUUCAGAUUUCAUGUUCUCAGAACUGGAGUAAAUCCUUCCGCGAUGUGUUUUUGUACAGUGUUCCCACCCAUUUUAUAUGCUACAGUACCUGUGAGAUUUGGACCGCACAUUCAGACAAGACAGAGAGCGUCCUGCGUACACAUGUAGAGGGAGAGAGAGAGCGUAUAGAGUAAGAAAGCUUUCCUUCAGAUCCACCUGUUCUUUCUUCGCAGCCGGCUUCACCGUCUUCGAUCAGACGUGCGCUGUCUCACUUCUCAAGUUGGAGGUCGACGAUCGCCGUCCAAUUGCAAUCAGCAAUACGCCGUAGCAUCAGAGAGAGCAUACCGCCGCGAGUUCUUCCGUAUCGUCUUUUUGCCUUUGACUUUAGCCGCCGGUCAUACACGUCUGAGUUCCGAAUGGAUCUUAGUAGCUUGGAGAGUUCUGAAGAGAACAUUCUAUGCAGGCCCAAUGGCGGAACUGAGGCUGACUUGCGACGCUGGAUUACCGGCCGUGCAGCGGCGCGUUGAUGCCGUGUCGGUGUCUUUCAGGAAAUCUCUCGAGACUACCAAAUCUAGGGUUCAGGAGACAGUUCUGCUUCAAGGUAUCAGUCUGCCAGCUAUGGUUUCCAAGCCAGGAUUACUCACUGACUGGCCAUGGACACCUCUUUGCAGCUUCAAGGUAUAUAUUUUACUCUGUUUUUUUCCUCUGCUUCUUUUUUUUAAUUUUAUUUUUAAUUUUGGGUACAAUGUAUUUCUCUUUUCAUUUACUCUUUUAAUCUAGCAAUUUGUUUUUUAUAAUAAAAAUUCUACGAGACGAACAGAGGACUGGCUGCUAGCAGCGAAACUAGGGCGGAGGUGGUGGAGCUCAUUGUGCAGCUGGAAGCCAAGAAUCCGACGCCGGCACCCAAGGAGGCGUUGACUUUUCUCAAUGGAAAAUAGGAGAUAUUGAGGCAGUAGCACCCCUUAUGUACCUCUUCAUCUACAUAUAAUCCAUAUAUUAGAGUGGUGAAUGGUGCUCUGGAGUAUUUGUCCAAGGAUCUUGGUAUUGCCGAGAAUGCUGUGGCACAAGGCAGGUCUUCUUGAUCAAGUGGUUUUUUAUAUGCAUAUUGUGGGUUUUAUGAUAUAAGUGAUGGCUAGGUGCUAGACUGCUUGGCUACGCGGGAUAACCAAGCCAUAAACAAAGAAAUUAAAUGUUAUAUUUUAUAAAUAGACUUCAAUAAUUAGAUUUUGUCUCUUCUAAAUUGAGAGGGGUCAUAGAAAGAACCAGUUCGAAAUCUGAUCAAUUCCUAACUAAAACCAAGCUGCCGCUGGUCGAGCCCGUCCCGCGUGCUACAAAUGUACCAAAUCUAUAUUUCUCAUAUAUUCUUGACAGGAUGGAUUGUCAGUGCAAGUCUUGCUGGUGCUACUUUUGGUUCAUUUA